UGUCUUGAUUAGGAUGGCAGGGGCGAGCCUGGAACUGGAGUACUGCCUCGCGCAAGAGGCCGACUUCGAGGAGGUGAUGGCCAUCUCCACCGACAUCUAUGGCGGCCUGGACUACCUGCCUGCUCGCUACCACACCUGGCUGUUAGAGGCCACGCGCAAGGUGUUCCUGGCCAAGAAGGAAGGUCGGGUGGUGGCGCUGGUCUCCGUGAGCGUGGUGGAUGACGGGCGCACGGCCGUGGUGGAGGGUUUGAGGGUGGCGCCCGCAGAGAGGGGCCGCGGGAUUGCCGGCCUGGUCCAGAGGCACGCGCUGGCCGCGAUGAAGAGCAGCUUCCCGUGUCUCGAAGUCCAGCGCUCUUCCCGCUCCGGCCCGCUCGGACCCGAGGUCUUGGCCAAAUACCGGAUGAUUUGCCAUCAGGGAGUGUUGGUUCUCCAUUUCUUGGCCGCGGAGCUGAGGCCAAAGUUAUCGGCCGCCAUUGACCGCCUGAAGGGGUGGGAAGACCCCGUUCGUCUGGAGAUCAGGGAGGUCAAGGAAGUCUUCCUCGACCCCAAGGUGGUGGAGAAGGUGCUGCCUGGCGGGACCAUCACCUGGGACUGGAGCCCUUACCAGCCGUUGCAGAGCAACCUGGAGAUGCUGGUGACCAGAGGCAUCUGUUGGAUGGCAGAUAGCAGGGACAAUCCCAGUGUCCUAAGCCUCUCGGCUGCCCCUUACAAGGUCCCGGCUGGAGUUGGCCACCUCCGUCUCAACAUCGACAUCUUCGGACGGGACUACCCGCUUGUCCGGGGGCAGUUCCUUGCUCAGCUGCGCAGAGGUCUGGAGCCCCUCCAAGGCCCCAUCCACUGCCUGGUAUACAUGGACCCCUCUCUCUGGCCCGAACUGCGCGCCUUCUGCAAGGGCGAACUGGGCCUCCAGAACGGGCACCUCAUCGACGGGCAAAAGCUUCUGGAAGCGGAGAUUUAGAUCGCCCCCGGACCUGAAAAACAGUCUAUCCAGAAGUGUCUAAGAUCCCCCCUCAAUCUUCUAAAUUCUAGAACAAUCUUCCUGCAUCUAGCCUGUCCAAACCCUUAAG
Molecule: messenger RNA, 1067 nt
Organism: Leucoraja erinaceus (little skate)
Lineage: Eukaryota; Metazoa; Chordata; Chondrichthyes; Rajiformes; Rajidae
Gene: nat16
Product: N-acetyltransferase 16
Exons: 3
Coding region: 14-958 (314 amino acids)
Molecular function (GO): acyltransferase activity, transferring groups other than amino-acyl groups
Source: RefSeq, a predicted model, not a curated record